Messenger RNA from Cornus florida, 717 nucleotides. RefSeq lists its product as uncharacterized. The transcript has 2 exons. The record is from RefSeq and is a predicted model, not a curated record. Lineage: Eukaryota; Viridiplantae; Streptophyta; Magnoliopsida; Cornales; Cornaceae. The coding region runs from base 105 to 533 and encodes 142 amino acids.
UCACCUAAAUAAUAGAUCUUGUUCAAACUUCAAACCACCUCAACAACAAUACAAAUGAUUUCGAACCCUAAAUCCACUUUUAUCAUCCACCAGAUUUAAAAGGCAUGGACAAAUUUAAAGGAAUCACCACAUUGUUCCUUUUCUGGUUCAUUAUAAUCUCCCAUGGAAUCACCUCAACUGUUGCAGAUGCAGCAGCACAAAACAAGGAUGAGAAGCCGCCAUCUGCUUCAGAGAUGAUUAGAGAGAUGUACUCUCUCAUAACAAAAUCCUCCAUAACUUAUUGGGACAGACUCAAAUCCCUGAUCAAUCAAGCUCAAACACAACUCUUCCCUCCAAAUUUAGAUUUUCGGGGCAGAGAUGGCACCGGAGGAAGGGUGAAAGACGCGGCAGAGAAGAGUUUAAAGACGAGCAAAGUGACGGUGGAAGAAUCUGCCAACUCGGCCGGGAAGGCGGUGGGAGAGGCCGUGCACAAGACAGCAGAGAAGGUAAAGGAGAGCAUGGCUGAUACAGAUGGUUCUCAUGCAGAGCUGUGAACAAAGUUAAUGGUCUGAUGUAAUGUGUGUAGUUUCAGGCAGUUUUGGAUUGUAAAACUGUAAUAAUAUGUACUUGUUUUUCUUUAAUGGAGCCUCAUGAACAUGUAUAAUCAAUAAUGCUAAAUGAUUUACCAAAAACAAAUCUGCAACUAUAACAAUUAUAGCCUUGGGAUGCAGUCCACUU